CUGCCGCCGAGCUGCGGGCGGACUGGAGCGGUCGCUGCUGCGGGCCGGGGCUGGCGGGACGCGGCACCUGCCAGGCGUUAGCGCGGCGCCGGCUGAUCUUGGAAGUCUCCAGCCGCGGCCUCUGGCCGAGUCGCGUCGGUCCCGCUGCGAGCGGGCUGGGCAAGAUGCUGAAGAGCUGCGGAAGGAAACUGCUCUGGUUCCUGGUCGGGUGCACGUUCACCUGCCUCUUGGUCCUGAUGGCGGAUCAGCAGAAGCGGCAGGUGGGGGGCCUGGGAGGAGCAGGGGGCCGGCGGGCUUUGCGGAGCUCGGCGAGCCCGGCCCCGGCCCGCCAGCCGCAGCGGCAGGGGGGCGAGCCCGGCUCGGCCCCCCGAGAAGUGAAGAGCUUCACCGAUUACUUCAGCAAGCUGAGCCGGGGCCGGCGGGAGGCGCAGGAAGCCGGCAGCCUGGCCCCGCGCCGGGAGGGGACCCCCGGGCCGGCCCUGGAGGACAUCACGGCCCAAGACGUCUUCAUCGCGGUGAAGACCACCAAGAAGUUCCACCAGGCCAGGCUGGAGCUGCUGCUGGACACCUGGAUCUCCCGGAACAGAGACUUGACCUUCAUCUUCACCGAUGGGGAGGAUGAGGAACUGAAGAAACGUACAGCCAAUGUCAUCAACACCAACUGUUCCGCCGCUCACAGCCGCCAGGCUUUGUCUUGCAAGAUGGCCGUGGAGUACGACAAGUUCAUCGAGUCUGGGAGAAAGUGGUUUUGCCAUGUGGAUGAUGAUAACUAUGUGAAUGUGCGGACCCUGGUGAAGUUGCUGUCUGGCUACCCCCACACACAGGACAUCUACAUUGGCAAACCUAGUCUGGACCGACCCAUUCAAGCCACAGAGAGGAUCAGUGAGAACAAGAUGCAUCCUGUUCAUUUCUGGUUUGCCACUGGGGGAGCAGGUUUCUGUAUUAGCCGCGGGCUGGCGCUGAAGAUGAGCCCAUGGGCGAGUGGGGGUCAUUUCAUGAGCACUGCAGAGAAGAUCCGCCUGCCAGAUGACUGCACCAUCGGGUACAUCAUAGAGUCCGUGCUAGGAGUGAAGCUUAUCCGGAGUAAUCUCUUCCACUCCCACCUGGAGAACCUCCAUCAGGUGCCCAAGACAGAGAUUCACAAACAGGUGACAUUGAGCUAUGGCAUGUUUGAAAACAAGAGGAAUUCCAUCCACAUGAAGGGAGCUUUCUCCGCUGAUGAGGAUCCAUCCAGGUUCCGCUCCAUUCACUGCCUGCUGUACCCCGACACGCCAUGGUGCCCCCUGAAUGUGGUGUACUAGGAGACGCAUGUCCCCGUCAACCUUGUCCCAAGUUUCCCUGGUAUCCGAAGGGCUUGUGGGACCCGUAUGUGUGCAUGUGAUUUCCCUGCUGCGAGGCGAAUGGUUAUUAUUGCUGUGAUGAUGCACAGUGUGUGCGGUUUAUAGGCUGCUGUGCGGCCCCUCAUCUCCCCUGCAACUGGAGAGAGCAGAUUUUUGUGGUGCUGUCUGCCUCCUCCUCUGACAGGUCGGGGGUAGGUGGGAAAGGCUAGGCCCUGAGCACUUACACAUGUGGCCCAGGGGCCAGGCUGGCUUGUGAAGGGUAAGUGUCCUGAACACCAGCCUGCGUGGCUCUACGUGUUGCUUUGCAGUGUUUGCAAUUCUCAUAGAAUGUAUGGGGAGUAAGUGUGUGCCCUGGGCCAGCUCUUUACUGCCAUGGCUUUCUUUUUCUGCUGGAAUUUUACUUUUAAAUGUUCUCUCUAUCCCAUUCUGCCCAACCCUCACUCCCGUCUCUUCCUGCUUCCCAUAAACCCAACCUGCUUUAUUCUACUACCUCCCCACCCCAUUCACUUGCCUCCCCCAACCCUUCAUCCUUCGGCUCCGGAUACUGUUUCAGAUGAAGGUUCAUUGAUAAUAGUUGUGGCAGGAGGUGGGGUUAAUUCCACCCCUCUGCCCCCCUUUCUUGCCUCCCUCCAAUGCUGGCUGUAUUUUGGGGGGAGCAGGGGAAGUUUGCUGGCUCCAGGGGCAGUUCUCUGGACACAUUGGAGCUGAGUCCAGGAAGUGCCCUGGAGAAAUUUUGUACUUUGUCGUGUUUAGAGCUGGACUCUCAGAAUCCCAGCUCAUGGUAGCACUGAAGGGAGACAGGCUGGGGGGAGAGGAGCAAGGAGAGGGGUUGGUGGUGGAAGCCGAGAAUCAUUGUUAACUCUGUUCACUGGAGUUCCCUAUGCCUCGCUGAAAUAUUUUCAGUACUAUAAAGCUAUGCAGUAUUUAUAUAGGAUAAUUUAAAACAUUUAUAAAGGGGGGGGGGUUGCAAAGAGAUGCAUACAUGCUGUGUCCAUGUUUAUGCUUUAUUUAUAUGGAGACAUAACGUCUCCCUUCAGUGCAAAGUCUCUGCCCACUUACCCUUGCCUUUGGAGCAUCUUCGUGGAGGGGAAAAAGUGCUACACGUGUUUUGUCCCUAACACUCGUGUCUACCAGGGCCAAUUAUUCACACAUGUAGAAUGCACUGUCUGUACCAAUAAAUAAUCUAGGUUCAGUGGAGCGAAAACAUUUAGGCCGGGUCUGUCCGGGGGUAUUAGAUGCUGAUGCAGAGGGUGAAUAAAGAGCAUUGGGAGGAUUGCAACUAAGGGUCCAAUGCAGGUCUCCCACUGGUGCAAUUCCACUGGCUACAAUGGAGUUAGUCCCGUCGCUAUUGUGAGAUCAGCAUUAGCCCCUGAGCUUGUCUUUGCUAUUGGUCCCAUUCACCACUGAGCUCAAGAAACACCCCUUUUUCCCAAGCACCAUUUCUGGGCUGGCCCAGCAGCUAGGGGCCUGUUGGAACUCAAGAUAGAUGCUGGAUCAUGGUUGCUGGCCCGCUGGACGCAGUGGGAGUCAGAAGCCUGAAUCCCUGUGAGGAUCUGGGCUUAAGUGCUGUGGAAGCUUUAUACUCAGCAUCUGGGAAAAGGAGCGCAUUGCUCUGCUCAGCAGUGCCCCCUCUGGUCGAUGGAGGAUCAGCAGCUGAAGGGAGACAACUGUAGUUCACUGCAUAACCUGCUCCAACAGACAGUUGCUCAUGGCUGUGCAAAUCCUCUGCUCCUGCACGAACAUUGACCUAAGCCUUCCUCACCCAGGGGGUGAGAGCUAGUUGUUCUCUGCAUGGAUAAGUGGGCAGAGGCAGAACUGUAUGUUUCCAAUGAGAGGCUGCGUGAAAAUGGCCCAUAAUGGGUGUGUCUGUAAAUAUCUUAUUGCGACAGUAAUUUUUUUUUACUGUGCUGUUUUUUUUUUUAAUGGAGAAUGAUGUAGGGUUGAAAUUUUUUUAUACAUUUUCUGUGGAUCGGAAAAAACAAAACAAAAACCUUCUGAGAAUCUGUUUGAAAAUGAAAUUGAAAUGUCUUGUAACGAUCACUUACCUUAAUUUAUGUGUUCCAGUAUCUGGAACGUCACUCUCUGCUUUUCAUAACUAGUAUGUGUUUAAAAGAAAUAGAUUGGAAAAGAAAUGACACAUGUUCUCAGGGAAUUAAACCUGAUAGUUACCAUGGAAAUCCUGUGGUAGCCAUCAUUCUUUGCUUUCAAUAAAGCAGCUUAUUUGCUGAUCACUGGCA
This is a messenger RNA of Chelonia mydas (Green sea turtle), 3577 nucleotides long. It is a transcript of the gene LFNG, whose product is annotated as LFNG O-fucosylpeptide 3-beta-N-acetylglucosaminyltransferase. The coding region runs from base 165 to 1301 and encodes 378 amino acids. NCBI's taxonomy places the organism in Eukaryota, Metazoa, Chordata, Testudines, Cheloniidae. Gene Ontology annotation, molecular function: O-fucosylpeptide 3-beta-N-acetylglucosaminyltransferase activity. The transcript has 8 exons. Gene Ontology annotation, biological process: pattern specification process; regulation of Notch signaling pathway. Gene Ontology annotation, cellular component: Golgi membrane. The record is from RefSeq and is a predicted model, not a curated record.